UUUUCAGUGGAAGAAGCUGAGUGAGAGGCGGCCAAGAGCGAGAGGUAAAAAAGCAAACGCUACCUUUAUUCAACCAAAUCAAAGUUAAGACAUUUCUUUAGUGAUCGACGAGCUUUCAACUUUCCCACAACUUGGAGAAAGAGAGACAGGGAAGGCUGAUUGAACUCCCAAAUGGGUCAAGCUUUUCGUAAGCUCUUCGAUACCUUCUUCGGCAAUACCGAGAUGCGGGUUGUGAUGCUCGGCCUGGAUGCUGCUGGCAAAACAACUAUACUGUACAAGCUGCACAUUGGAGAGGUUUUAUCAACUGUUCCUACAAUUGGUUUUAACGUGGAGAAAGUUCAGUAUAAGAAUGUGAUAUUCACAGUUUGGGACGUUGGUGGGCAAGAGAAGUUGAGGCCACUCUGGAGGCAUUACUUUAACAAUACGGAUGGGCUGAUCUAUGUCGUUGAUUCCUUGGACCGAGAGAGAAUUGGAAAAGCAAAGGCAGAAUUUCAGGCCAUCAUCAAGGAUCCAUUUAUGCUCAACAGUGUUAUAUUGGUGUUUGCCAAUAAACAAGACAUGAAAGGAGCUAUGACACCAAUGGAAGUAUGUGAAGGACUAGGUCUCUUUGAUCUGAAGAACAGAAAAUGGCACAUACAAGGGGCUUGUGCACUGAGAGGAGAGGGGCUUUACGAGGGCUUGGACUGGUUAGCUGGGACUCUGAAGGAAAUGAAAGCUGCAGGAUACUCUUCAGUCGGCGCAUCCUCUUUCUAAAGGUCCAAGUUAAUCUCUCAACCUACUUGAAAAAGAGGCGAGGCAUCAAUCCCAUUGUACUCACUUCCACUUUUUAUAGCAGGGUUUUAUGUGACCUUGGUUCUGUCGACAAAGCUGAAGAGAAUGCCUGACAGACAUUGGAAAAUCCUGACUUGUAUGAAAUAUUCUUGGGCUGUUCUAAUGCGAAUGUUGUAAUAGGUUCUUACUCACUUAUAUAAAAAAAAAAAAAGGUAAUAGGUUGUUACUUCUGGCCGUGACACUUAAAAACAUGUGGUUUUCCUGCGAUGUAAAUUGCUUGUAGGACUUGCCAUUGAUAAAUAUAACUCAAGUCUGGGAUCUCUGUGUGCUAA
Molecule: messenger RNA, 1103 nt
Organism: Carya illinoinensis
Lineage: Eukaryota; Viridiplantae; Streptophyta; Magnoliopsida; Fagales; Juglandaceae
Product: ADP-ribosylation factor 1-like 2
Exons: 6
Coding region: 172-753 (193 amino acids)
Biological process (GO): vesicle-mediated transport; intracellular protein transport
Cellular component (GO): cytoplasm
Molecular function (GO): GTPase activity; GTP binding
Source: RefSeq, a predicted model, not a curated record